AAACAAAAAUAUUUUGACGUUUCGCUCUGUGCACCGUGUCCCAUCAUCACACAUCAGAAUCACGGAAUUUUGCUUAUUCCGUCUUUUGCUGGCUGGCAAGAACCGUGCAAGAGCUGAGUUGGAAAUAUUUUGCACUAACGUGGAAGAGCAAUUACUCACUCCUCUUCGAGAUGACGACCCCAAGUACCGGAAGCACCCUGCAGUUGGCCCCGCUGCGCACGGUCAACGAUUUCCUGCUCGAGUCGGCCCGGUUCCAACUGCCCAACUUUCAGGACUUGGAAAAGGUGAACAAUCGGAUUGUGAAGAAUCUGCUGUACUACCAGACCAACUACUUCCUGAUGGGCGCGGCCGUGUUUGGUCUGAUUGGACUCAUCCACCCGUACAAGGUUGUCCUCGGAGUGGCACUCCUGCUGGCCUUGUCUUACGUCUUUAUCAAGUUCUUUGCUGCGGAGGCUCGCCGUUCGAUUUCGGUCACGAGUGGCCACCAGCAACCGAACAAGUGGGCCGUCCUUGGAGGUGUCCUUGGGUGCAGCUAUCUGGUCCUUUUCCUGUUUGAUGCCGUGUUGAUUGUACUGUUUGCCGUGCUGCUGCCAAUCUUUCUGGCUCUUUUGCAUGCUUCUCUGCGGCUGCGAAACAUGAAGAACAAGAUUACCAACGCAAUGGAGGUCGUUGGCGUCAAGCAAAGCCCGAUGGGACAGUUUUUGGAAGCGAUGAACCUCAUGCCGGACGCGUUUUAACUGAUUCAGCGCCAAAAGCAACUUCUUGCUGGCAGCUUGUGUUGCUGCUCCAAACCAUCCAAGAAAUAACGUGUUUUAUGCUCUAGUUACAGUUUUUACCAGAAUUCUACCAAAAAAUACCAGUUUUACCCUCCCGCGUGUUGUUGCAACGGCUUUGUAGUGAGAUCUGAUUUAUCUUCUCUAGAACAACUUUUAUUGAAACAUGACGCAAUUACAAUUAAUAAUCGCUCCUUAAGAAUGCACUAGUCAUCGCGCGUCGUAGAGGAAGGCAUCAUGUGUAAAAACAGAAUAUUUUGAACAAUCGUGCACCUAUUAAAAAAGCCAUAUGUUCGAGUGCCGAUUGUUGGGAAAAAACCCCAGAAGACAGAUAUAGUUGAACGCGAGUGUAAAUUAUGUUGAUCACAAUCAUAUGUAAAUUAUUUUGAAUAAAAUCAUGAAGAACAAUAACA
Culex quinquefasciatus (southern house mosquito) is the source of this 1186-nucleotide messenger RNA. RefSeq names its product PRA1 family protein 3. Gene Ontology annotation, cellular component: membrane. The record is from RefSeq and is a predicted model, not a curated record. NCBI's taxonomy places the organism in Eukaryota, Metazoa, Arthropoda, Insecta, Diptera, Culicidae. The transcript has 3 exons. Bases 171 to 737 code for a protein of 188 amino acids.